GCGGGCCGCGGCGACUCUCGAGGGCUUGUUCCGCAGUGUCGCCCAACCCCAGCAGGCUCUGGCGUAUUCUCCGCAGCUUUUGGCGUCCCAGCAGUACCAGCCGGCGCACUCGCAGCCCGUGCGGUUACCCCUUCCUCAGGCGCCGGCGCCGGCGUUCCCUCCCCGCAGUGUGGCAGCGCUCCCGCUCCUCGACAGCCCGCACCUCUUGGCGUCCCUUCCCUCCGCACCACCUCCGCCGGUCCUUCCCUCGGCCGGUCCCUUCGAUCCGCGUCGGUUGGACGUGCGGUCCGCGGAGACACUGCAGCCCUGGCAGCCGACGCCCCCGGAUGUGUCGGUGGUAGGAUGGUCCCGUGGCCCACCGCCGUUGGAGGCACCAGUAUCGUUCGGCGGGCGGGCGACAGCGCCCUUUGUCCCCCCCCGCCGUUCGCUGGCGUCACCGACUGGAGUUGAGGGGGGGGCAGAAGCAGCGGAGAUGGGGGGAGCGGAAUCCACGGGCGAGGACUCGCCUCCUGGGGACCAGGGGUGGCGUCGCUCGGGUGGGCUGCGGAUGCCGCAGAGGGCGCAGCUGGAGCGCCUGCGGGGGAGGGGGCGGCUGGCGGAGACUGCGAUCCCAGUCGCCACGCUUCGUCGGCUCUGGCACGCGCAGAGGGCGAUGGGGUAUGCUGUGGAGAUGCUGACGGACUCACACUCCGUUCUACGGAGCUCAGUGAGCCCGUGCAAGAUGCCUCACGAUCCGCUCCAUCGCUGCGCGAUGGCUGCAGCGGAUCUGGCGGUCGUGUCCACGCGAGUGCAGCCUGCGCCCGCCUCGGGAACCGUGUUGGACCCGCGCCUGCUCGCCGUGAUGCGGACAGUAUCGGCGAGCGUAGACUCGGCUGCAGCUGUAGACAUCGUUGGCGGUGCCGUGUCAGCGCUGAUGCUCCUGGGGGACUAUGUGAGGGCCCUGCUUGAGGAGGCUGGAGCGGACGAAGCCGCAUGAUGGGCUGCCGUCGUGUGUAGGUUCUGGUUGGUGAAGUGCGCUCUAGCGUGAGCGCUCUGGUAAGCUCUGUCAGGCUCUCCAUGCUUGUUUGCCGUGUGUAGUGUUGGCGGGUUGUAGACCCCGGAUGUGUGUAUUUGAUGUUGUCGUAGUUGACUCCGAAGCCUUGUGUCCUUGCCGCCCCUCACGCGCGGCCGAAGGCCGCGCUGCGAGCGUCGGCGGCCGAAGGCCGCCGACGCGAGCCGCCACCAAGGGUUGGAGAAAAGAAAGAAAGAACUGGAAACUAAACUGGAAGAAUGAGCUAGGGAGAGAGCUUAAAUAGCUAGGGAGGGACUCAUGCUCUCUCUCUCUCUCUCUCGCUCUCUCUCUCCUCUCUCCCGCCACCAAGGGUUGGAGAAAAGAAAGAAAGAACUGGAAACUAAACUGGAAGAAUGAGCUAGGGAGAGAGCUUAAAUAGCUAGGGAGGGACUCAUGCUCUCUCUCUCUCUCUCUCUCGCUCUCUCUCUCCUCUCUCCCGCCACCAAGGGUUGGAGAAAAGAAAGAAAGAACUGGAAACUAAACUGGAAGAAUGAGCUAGGGAGAGAGCUUAAAUAGCUAGGGAGGGACUCAUGCUCUCUCUCUCUCUCUCUCGCUCUCUCUCUCCUCUCUCCCGCCACCAAGGGUUGGAGAAAAGAAAGAAAGAACUGGAAACUAAACUGGAAGAAUGAGCUAGGGAGAGAGCUUAAAUAGCUAGGGAGGGACUCAUGCUCUCUCUCUCUCUCUCUCGCUCUCUCUCUCCUCUCUCCCGCCACCAAGGGUUGGAGAAAAGAAAGAAAGAACUGGAAACUAAACUGGAAGAAUGAGCUAGGGAGAGAGCUUAAAUAGCUAGGGAGGGACUCAUGCUCUCUCUCUCUCUCUCUCGCUCUCUCUCUCCUCUCUCCCGCCACCAAGGGUUGGAGAAAAGAAAGAAAGAACUGGAAACUAAACUGGAAGAAUGAGCUAGGGAGAGAGCUUAAAUAGCUAGGGAGGGACUCAUGCUCUCUCUCUCUCUCUCUCGCUCUCUCUCUCCUCUCUCCCGCCACCAAGGGUUGGAGAAAAGAAAGAAAGAACUGGAAACUAAACUGGAAGAAUGAGCUAGGGAGAGAGCUUAAAUAGCUAGGGAGGGACUCAUGCUCUCUCUCUCUCUCUCUCGCUCUCUCUCUCCUCUCUCCCGCCACCAAGGGUUGGAGAAAAGAAAGAAAGAACUGGAAACUAAACUGGAAGAAUGAGCUAGGGAGAGAGCUUAAAUAGCUAGGGAGGGACUCAUGCUCUCUCUCUCUCUCUCUCGCUCUCUCUCUCCUCUCUCCCGCCACCAAGGGUUGGAGAAAAGAAAGAAAGAACUGGAAACUAA
This is a messenger RNA of Closterium sp. NIES-67, 2342 nucleotides long. Lineage: Eukaryota; Viridiplantae; Streptophyta; Zygnematophyceae; Desmidiales; Closteriaceae. The record is from the annotation of a GenBank genome assembly.